Varanus komodoensis (Komodo dragon) is the source of this 2020-nucleotide messenger RNA. It is a transcript of the gene HINT3, whose product is annotated as histidine triad nucleotide binding protein 3. The record is from RefSeq and is a predicted model, not a curated record. Gene Ontology annotation, molecular function: catalytic activity. The transcript is spliced from 5 exons. Lineage: Eukaryota; Metazoa; Chordata; Lepidosauria; Squamata; Varanidae. Bases 107 to 649 code for a protein of 180 amino acids.
GGGAAAAGGGGCGAGGGCGGAGGCACCGGGCAGUGCUGCCGGUCGCCCUCUCGCUCCUUCCUCGAGUGCAAACAGAACGAGAGGCCCGUUCGGAGAAGGCGCCGUGAUGGCCGGGGAGGAAGGCGGCAGUUCGGGCUCAUCUCCUGCUGCGGAGUCAAGCCCUACCAGCGGCACCGCCGGCGCGGCUGGCGGGGAAAGCGGCGCGGCUGGCGGCUACGACGGCAAGUGCAUUUUCUGCCGGAUCAGCCACGGGGAAGAGACGGGCACCGAGUUGCUGCCUUGUGAGCAUGAAGACUUGGUGUGCUUUAGAGAUAUCAGACCUGGAGCUCCGCAUCAUUAUUUAGUGGUGCCUAAAAACCACAUAGGAAAUUGUAAGACUCUAAAGAGUGAGCAUAUACCAUUAGUGGAAAGAAUGAUGGCAGCCGGAAAGACUAUCCUUCAACGGAAUAAGUUUACUAACUUGAGUGAUAUAAGGAUGGGUUUUCACUGGCCUCCAUUCUGCUCUAUAUCCCAUUUGCAUCUUCAUGUCCUGGCUCCAGCUAGUCAAUUAGGAUUCUUGUCCCGAAUGGUGUACAGAAUUAAUUCCUACUGGUUCAUUACAGCUGAGCAGCUGAUGGAGCGUCUGAGGGCUGAAAGUGCAACAAGCUGAAAAGAACUUGCGUGUGGCUGCUGAUUAGAGGGCAAAAUGUAAUUGGUACCAUAUUUUGAGAUGACUUUUGAAAACAGAUUGAUUCUGCUGCUACACAAUUGUUUAACUCAUUGCUAAACUUAAUGCUGUACACUAAAUUUCUCAGGCAAAUAUUUGAAUGCAAGAACUGAGCACUUUUCAGGGCAUACAUACUUACAGAUCAGAAAUUCAAAAGUACCUGCCCCUUUAAAAAGCAAUUAACAAAUCCUGUAAAAGAUGAUUUAAUAAAGUUUAAUGUAUCAUCUGGAUUUGACUGUUCCUUUGACUGAACAAUGCAAGGCCUUUGUACCUAUACAAUAUGUUAAUACAUUCUUUGGAAUUGCAAUGCUCGCAGUACCUAUGAGGUCUUGGUGCUAGAUAACCUAAUGCACAAAUGCAUUUGCCUGUACGCACAAGAAGGGUAUUAAUUAGCUAUUGUGUUCAGAAUAGGAUUUACAUCUGUACUUCUAAUGUGAGACAUUACACUGUUAGUAUGUUGGACUAGGAUAAGAUUGUUUGAAUGUGGAUUGUUGUAACUUUUAACUAGUUAAAUGCAUGUGUUGAGAAAUAGCUAGGUGAAUUUAAUACAGCUUAAAGUACAGCAAUGGUUUCUUUAGGCCUGAACUCUAAAGUAGGACAGCAGAUGUACAGAGGAUAGGAGGAUGGUGCUGGCACUAAACUUUUGUCACUUAAAUAUCACUUUGGCCAUUCCGGAAACGUUGAGCAUGUGAGGGUGCAUUUCAUGUUGUGGGAAACUGCUGCUGUGAAGAUCUGUCUUGGUCUUAAGCAACAUCCAUAGCUUAAAGAGCAAGAAAGUGGAGAUGCAGUAAGGUUUGGUAUAAACUUCUACAGCACAUCCUUGUUAUCUAAUCUGGCUCUAUCAUAAUUCUGCUGCUCAGUGCAGAUACCCAGAUCUCGUAAGGAAAAAAUAAGUUGAACAAGCACUUUCUAAAACUAUGCAUUUUGGAACCUGCUGCAUUACCAAUGUUACAUCUCAUUAUUCCUUGGAUUAUGUAAUUACAGUUUUCCAUUAUAUUGGAGUUCAGAGAAUGGCCAGAUAAAAUAACUUUACAGAUUUUAGAGUUUUAAUCUUAACGUCUUGGUGACAGAGCAUGUACUUACAUUAUACCUUAGGCUGAAUGUAAGUUCCUGUUGAUUAAAUUAAUAAAGUAGACGGAUUUAAUGGGGAUGGGGAAAAGUUGUCUUUGUAGUGUGCUGAAAUGUUAAAGUAAAUGUGUUACAGUAUGAACUAAGUAUGUAUUGUGAUGAAUUUAUGUAACAAAACCACAUGAAAUGUACUGUUAGCAACUUGAAGCUACUUACCGUUAACAAAUAAAAAUGGUUAUCUAUGAA